Oreochromis aureus is the source of this 1980-nucleotide messenger RNA. RefSeq names its product alpha-1,6-mannosyl-glycoprotein 2-beta-N-acetylglucosaminyltransferase (gene mgat2). The coding region runs from base 422 to 1831 and encodes 469 amino acids. The record is from RefSeq and is a predicted model, not a curated record. Gene Ontology annotation, molecular function: alpha-1,6-mannosylglycoprotein 2-beta-N-acetylglucosaminyltransferase activity. Gene Ontology annotation, biological process: oligosaccharide biosynthetic process; protein N-linked glycosylation. Lineage: Eukaryota; Metazoa; Chordata; Actinopteri; Cichliformes; Cichlidae. Gene Ontology annotation, cellular component: Golgi membrane; Golgi stack. The transcript is spliced from 2 exons.
GGUGCCCCCCGCUGGCCCGGUGCAUUGUGGGACAGCGACAGGCAGUGUUUUCACACAGCUAGUCGACAGUUGCGUUUGCCGUGCAUUUUGCAGAACGGUAUGGGGGAGAAUGGGAAGCCACCGUACUGACUCUUCGCAGUGAAAGCUCCGCACGGAUUCUGCGGUUUUAGGUGGUACACGCACUGCCACUCUGCUGCCUCCCAGAAACCAUCAUGCCUUAUGGAAUAUUCAUUCAGCACCAGUGACUUUCCAGUGGGAUCCAUGUUUACAACAACAGUUAAUUUUGCCAACACUUAGCCUCAUAGCACUUUCUUUUUAAAUCGCUCCUGUUCCCAGUGCAAAGCGUAAGCCCCCCCAUACAGCUGCAUCUCGAUUCCCGAUUAUCAGCUUCUCUCCCUUUACAAGAGGAUAACCCUCUAUCAUGAGAUUCCGAAUCUACAAGAGGAAGGUGGUGUUACUGACUCUGGUGGUUGUCAUAUGUGGCCUGGCUUUCUGGAGCAGUGGAAGGCAGAAGAAGAACGACAGUGGAUCGUUACCCAGGGAAGUGGAGGCGGUGCGGAGGAGCCACGUUAUUAGCAGCAGCAGCAGUAAUAGCGUCAACAGUCAUAACCAGGAACAAGCAACGCCAGCGGUCAGUCGGGCACCUGUCCCAGCACCUGUUAUACAAGCAAAUGACACACACCAAGAAAAAGAAAAGGACAAAGCCAAAAUAUCCAAGCCAGAUGUGGAUAAUACCACUUUAGUCUACCGUGGCAUUGUCUUCCAGCUAAACUUUGAUCAGACGAUAAGAAAUGAAGAGAAAUUUAAGAUGACUCGAAAGAAGGACGAUUUGGUUGUAGUAGUUCAGGUCCAUAACCGACCAGACUAUCUAAAGCUAUUAGUAGACAGUUUACGAAAGGCCAGAGGUGUGGAUAGCAUACUGCUGAUAUUCAGCCAUGAUUACUGGUCCCCUGAGAUUAACAAAGUGGUUGCCUCUAUUGACUUCUGCCAAGUCCUCCAGAUUUUCUUCCCCUUCAGCAUCCAGCUGUACCCACAGGAGUUCCCUGGAAACGACCCUAGGGACUGCCCCAGAGACAUCCCCAAGAAAGACGCCUUAAAACUGGGUUGCAUUAACGCAGAGUACCCUGACUCGUUUGGACACUACCGGGAGGCCAAGUUUUCCCAGACCAAGCACCACUGGUGGUGGAAGCUUCACUUUGUAUGGGACAGAGUUCGAGUUCUCAAAGACCAUAAGGGUCUCGUUCUUCUGAUCGAAGAGGACCACUACUUGUCUCCGGACUUUAUCCAUCUCUUAAAGCAAAUGACUGCUCUGAAAAGGGAGCAGUGCACAGACUGCGAUAUCCUCUCACUGGGGAGCUACAGCCACAUUGGCUACUCCAGCAAAGCAAAUAAAGUGGAGGUGAAACCCUGGAAGUCCACCGAGCACAACAUGGGGAUGGCUCUAAGUAGAGAGACGUACCAGAAACUCAUCCAAUGCACCGACACCUUUUGCACUUAUGAUGACUACAACUGGGAUUGGUCUUUACAACACUUGACUGUGUCAUGCCUGCCCUCCUACUGGAAGGUCAUGGUGAGCGAGGCACCACGGAUUUUCCAUGCCGGAGACUGUGGCAUGCACCACAAGAAGGCUUCUUGCAUGCCCGUUAACCAGAAAACCAAGAUAGAAAAUAUCCUACAGAGCAGUGGGAACCAGUUGUUCCCAAAAAACCUCCUGAUCACAAAGAGACUGCCAGCCAACGGGGCAGGAGGAGUGGCCCCACAUGUGAAAAAUGGGGGCUGGGGAGACAUCAGGGAUCAUGAACUCUGCAAGAGCUAUGUUCGAUUACAGUGACCUUAAUUGCUACUAUUAUAUAUUAUUGUCUCUUUUGCAUCCUAUAUAAAGAAAAAGUAAAUCUUUAUGGACUAUUCUUAAUAUUGCCUGUUUUAUUGGCUUGUUCCAAAUAAAGACGAAUGUUGGAUUUUUGGCUUCUUUAACACAAA